UAUUGUCAGGACUACCUUUAUAACUAUUCCGAAUUUUUCUAAAUUUUUGUGAAUUAUAGCUAGACUAAUAUUGGAUAUCAUCUGUUCGUUAAAGUUAAAGAAAACAUGAGCAUCAAUUUGCAUGGAUUCUUGGGGCUAGGUGUCAAAAAUCAAUUAUUUACAAGGUUUUGGCAAUUGUGGAGAAAAAAGUUGUUCAUAUUGUGUUAGAGUGUUAACAAUAAAUAAUUUCAAGAUGAUUACCCUUUUCAUGAGAGGCAGCAACGAGUCGGUCAUCAGUUCACGCUGGAUGAUAAACAAACAUAUUGCAUAUGGAAGUGGAAAAGGAGCCAAUAUUAUUAACCCGAGUCAAUAUGCUUUCCCUUAUCAUCCAGAAGAAGUGAAAAUAUUACGAUCUUUAAUAAAACAAGUCAGAAUAAUUAUCAUGAAGCAAGAUAUCAUCCCAAGUGAAUUAACAGAUCAUCAGAUUGCUGAGUUUAUAAAUGUUAAACUAUGCCCACUCAAGACAGCAAUUUUAAUGAGCAAACACUUCAGUUUUAAGCAAUUAUAUCCGGAAAUAUUCGCAAAACGCGGUUGCAACGAUGACACAGAUUUGGGAAUAGCACGUACCAUGUUAACUAUAGCGCCAUUGCCUAUAACUACAAAAGAUGGCUAUCAAAUGAUUUACGUCCGUUUUGAAAAAUUCGAAAAAUUGAGUACAGCAAUUUUACCAUGUUGCCGAUACAUUGCAUUAGCCAUGGAAGCGCUUCCAAUCAGUACGGGAUUGAUUCCAGGGCAUAUAAUUCUUUUCGAUUUUUCUCAUGUAAAAAACGAGUACUUUGGAAUACUCAAAAUUGUUGAAUAUCAAAAUAUGUUGAAUUACAUACAGGAGGGAUCACUUUUGAAUAUAAAGCAAAUACUUAUGUUUUCUCGAAAGGAAUUUAAACUCUUCCAGUUUCUUGAGUACUUGGAGCCACUAUUUGAGAACGGCUUCAUGAAUAAAGUUCUAUUCUGUCAGCUCGGCAUCAAAGAAUUAGCAUUGAUAAUCGGUAAAGACAAACUACCAAGGGACUUAGGAGGAAAUAUUGGAACUGUGAAAGAGUAUGAAGAAUGUUUUUACCGGGUUAUAGUACGGACAAGAAAAUGGAUUUACAAAAAUCAAGAAAAGUGUACUUUAAUCAAUGGAUAUUAAAGUUGAUUAUGACGAAAUGUAACUGGGAAGAAGACAAAAUAAACUAUCUC
Molecule: messenger RNA, 1218 nt
Organism: Cimex lectularius (bed bug)
Lineage: Eukaryota; Metazoa; Arthropoda; Insecta; Hemiptera; Cimicidae
Exons: 9
Coding region: 233-1168 (311 amino acids)
Source: RefSeq, a predicted model, not a curated record